CAAGAUGGAUGCGGGGGCCCGACGGCCUCAGCAGCGGCGUCGCCUCCUCCCGGCGUUGGAAGACCCUGUGGUCCCCGCAGGGCAGCGGCGCCCGCACGGAUGCAGUGAUGCUCUCAACAGCCACGGCCGUAGCCGCCCGUCCUCCUCCUCCUCCUCCUCCUGCCGUGUCUGAGGAGGUCUUUUGUCUGCGUCCCGAGCCGCAGGGAAUCACCCGCCGCGCAGACCCGCCGUCGCGGGCCGCAGCCUCGCCUCAGCUGUGAAGGGGUGGGGGCUGCUUCUCCGUCGUUGGCCGCCCUGGCCAAUAUCCUUCCCAUGAAAAUGGAGCCGGAUUUAUUCGUGACUCUGUCCGCAUCAGCCGGGACCACGUCGGACUCCCUGCUGACGUUUGGGGACCUGUUCCCGGAGCAGAAGGGGAAAUACUUCCUCAUGGACCUGGAGAAAGUGUCGGAGGAAUCCAGGGGGCAGGUGCCUGGUCCCGAUCUGGUGCUGCUUCCUCCAGAGACUCCUCCGCAGCCCUCGGUGCUUUUAGGGCCUGUUCUGCAGGAAACGGGAUCUGUGGCUUUCCAGCAAGUUUUGGGGGAGGUGAAGCUCCACCAGGACUUAUUUUCUGAAGGACCCAUCAAAUAUUUGUAUCGGUUAGAAAAUCAGGACCUCUGUCUUUUGGACCAAGAGACCGGUACUUCUGUCGCUGACAUGGAUCAGGAUUUAUCUGUUAGUGACAAGCAGAUGUCUUUGCUAGGUGUGGUUAAUGAUUCUUCUGAAGAGGAUUUUAAUACAGCUAUUACCUUGGUGCAGGAUCCGGUAGUCUCAGACCGGUUAACAGGUUCUGAAGAGCAGGAGCAGGAGGACCUUUAUGCUCUUGAUUUGGGCCCACCUCGGUCACCCUCACAGGAUUUACAAUUGAGCAUAGAACUUAGGGAGCAGAAAUCAUGUACAGAAAACUGCCUUCAAAAAGGUGAUGACAUUCUUCAGGAUCAAAGAGAUUUUUACUUAGGCAUGGACCAGGCUGCUUGCCCGGACACCAAAACCCAGCUCUCAGAACUUGAUCCAGUUUUUUCCUGUACUAAAGAGCCAGAGGAUUAUGUGCCCGGAAGAUGCCAGAAAAGUGUUUCAUUAAGUGCGGAGGAUUUAAAUCAUAGUUACCAAAUUAGCAAUGAAAUAAACUUCUUUCCCUCUUUCACUACUUCCACUUUGUGUGAUCUGAAGUUAGAUAUAGUUCAGAAUAACCUGGGCCAAUCCUCGGAUUUCAACCAGACUGAACCAAUUCCAAAUGAACCUUCAGGGUGUCAGGAAGAUGGCCCUCGCCUCAGAGCUGUAUUUGAUGCCCUAGACAGAGAUGGGGAUGGUUUUGUCCGUAUAGAAGAGUUUGUGCAAUUUGCUACAGUUUAUGGUGCAGAACAGGUGAAGGAUUUGACUAAAUAUCUGGAUCCCAGUGGACUUGGUAUCAUCAGUUUUGAAGAUUUUUAUCGAGGGAUUACAGCUAUCAGCAAUGGAGAUCCUGAGAGCCAGCUAUAUGACAUUGGAUAUGUCCAAGAAGACUCCCCUGCCUGCCCUGAUGAGUUUGAUGACUUUGUUACUUAUGAGGCAAAUGAGGUGACGGACAGUGCUUACAUGGGUUCAGAGAGUACUUACAGUGAAUGUGAAACCUUCACAGAUGAGGAUACCAGCACAUUAGUGCAGCACGAAAUGCACAACGAAGUAGAAACAGACAGCGCUAUUGAUUCUGCUGGUCACUCAGAGUGCCCAGAUGGCAUGGAAGAACCAGAGAAUGGGCCAUUGCUCCUCACACCUGACAAAUCCCACCCACAUGACCUGUCCUUGAGCUCAGACCUGAACAACCACUCCAUCGUUACUGUGAUCAGUGGGGAGGAGCAUUUUGAAGAUUAUGGAGAAGGGAAUGAGGCGGAAUUGUUUUCUGAUAACUUGUGUAAUGGAGAAGCCAGCUUUAGCAGCUCUUUUCUUUCUCCCAGUACCAACCCACUUGCUGCGAAACUGCACAGCAUUCUCACUGAUGAGGCAUUUGAAUUUUACUGUAGCCAGUGCCACAAACAAAUCAACCGCCUUGAGGAUCUUUCUGCUCGCCUGAAUGAUCUUGAAAUGAAUAGUCCAAAUAAACGACUCUCCAGUAAGAAGGUAGCAAGACAUCUACAUCAGACUGGGAACUUGACUGUAGAGGCUAUGGAGGAAACGUCUCGAGAUCCUAUGGACUGCACAGAUGAGGACAUUGCUGACAAGGUCAUCUUCUUAGAGAAGAGAGUGACGGAACUAGAGAAAGACACAGCAGCAAAUGGAGAACAACAUAGCCGGUUAAAACAAGAAAACCUGCAGUUAGUGCACAGAGCCAAUGCCCUUGAGGAGCAAUUAAAGGAGCAGGAAUUGAGAGCUGAUGAGAUGAUCCUUGAAGAAAUCAGAAAGCAGAAGGAACUCCUGUGCAAGAUGGAGAGAGAAAAAAGCAUUGAGAUUGAGAAUCUCCAAGCCAGAUUACAGCAGCUGGAUGAUGAAAACAGUGAGCUGAGAUCCUGCACCCCAUGUUUGAAGGCCAAUAUCGAGAGACUAGAAGAGGAAAAGGAGAAAUUGCUGGAUGAAAUUGAAGACCUAACCAUUCAACUCAAUGAAGAGCAGGAAAACAAAAGGAAAAUGGGAGACAAACUGAGUCAUGAAAGGCAUCAGUUUCAGAAAGACAAGGAGUCAACACAGGAGCUGAUUGAAGACCUCAGGAAACAGUUGGAGCACUUACAGCUCUUUAAGCUUGAAGCUGAGCAAAGACGAGGUCGGAGCAGCAGUACAGGGCUCCAGGAAUACAACAGCAGGACACGAGAGACUGAGCUGGAGCAAGAAAUCCGAAGGCUGAAGCAGGAUAAUCGAAAUCUAAAGGAGCAGAAUGAUGAGUUAAAUGGGCAGAUUAUAAACCUCAGCAUCCAAGGCGCAAAGAACCUCUUCUCUGCCUCUUUUUCCGAGUCCCUGGCAGCUGAGAUCAGCUCUGUUUCACGAGAUGAGCUGAUGGAGGCAAUUCAAAAACAGGAAGAGAUCAACUUCCGUCUCCAGGACUAUAUUGACAGAAUCAUUGUGGCGAUCAUGGAAACCAACCCCUCUAUCUUAGAAGUGAAGUAAAGGAAUGAAAUGCUGCCCCUCCAAUCCUGGUGACCUGGUGUGACCUUGCUGCUCUGAGCUUCAGGAGGCCCUGCUAAGCUCUCUAGACCACUAAGGUCUCAUCUCCAUCAAGGGGCAAGGAGGAUCACAUCCCGUUGCCUGAACCAGCCCAGAGCAAUUGAGAGAAAAGCAGAUACAGCUUUGGUUUGGUACUACCCUUGCUUGACUUAGCAGGGUGAAAGGGAAUAUAGUCGAGCAGAACCAGAAGCAGGGGGAAGAUGGAGAAAUGGGAAGGAGGAAGAACACUGCCUCCUUGCCAGUGGCACCAUCUGAGUACGAGGGUAGAGAAAUAGGCAAUGAUUCGAUGAGUGUGAUUUGAUUCUCCACCUUUAUUCUGGCAGAUUCCUUUCUCUCUUGAGAGAGAAAGGUUCUCCAAGCAUCUUGCCAUAUUAGAUAGACUAAUUAGAGAGACUUCUUCUGACUCCAGUGAACCAGUCCACUAUGAAUCCCUCAAAGCCCACUUAAAUUCUGAAAUGCUCGUGCUUCUAUCCAGCUCUUUUGGGGCCAGUCUUCCUCACAGGUGAUGUGCAGGCAGGUCUGCAGGUGAAUUGUGUCUUGACUCAGUGUUUCUAAGGUGCUUGUGCAGUGAGGUUCCUCCCUUAAACCUUGCUUGGCUUCUGAGUUCACACUUCAAGGAACGUUCUUGGAAAGUGACUGUCUGAUUUUUAGCAGAGUAAAAGGGAAAGGAAGCUGUUAGACUUCCUCUUCAGACAUGUGCUGUGUAUUCUGCCUUCUUUUUGAACCCAUUGGUGACACAUGUGAUCCAGGAAGUUCCUGUUUGAGGUCAAGUUGAUUUUAUUUCACACCAGAUGUAAAAGUGUGUUUGCAGCAGUGUACCCAGCUCCUUUUUCCCUGCUUUGAGCAAAUACAGUUGUAGCCGUGAAGGAGAUGGGUGAGAUGGAUGAGAUGGAAUUACAGAUGACUAGAGGGCAUUGGAAGGGACCAGAUGAAACAGUGGGUUAAAGUAGAAAUGUGGUUAUGAACUCUUGUAAAUGGCCUGUUUUUUGUCUUGAGGUAGAUUGAGAGGAGCUAGGCUUAGUUUACCGGCUGUUGGAACCAGAUUGGUAGCAGAUUCCCCCUCCCCAAUUCCUUUCCCAUACUUCCCCUCGCCCGUGUAGCCUUAGAAUUGCUCAGGCAUGCAUCUCACAGCAAAAAUUGGGCACGCUGCACCUUAACCAAGGUUCUGCCUCACCCUGUCCCUUGCUGUGGUGUAGACAAAGAAACAUUAUCAUGAGGACCUUCAGGAUUAUGUUCAGGAUUCAAGGAUUAUUGGUGCCUAGUCAGGAAUCCUUUCAGGCCCCGAUGGCUGAGAUCUUCUUGGGGGCAGUGUAGCUUACUACAAUAAUCCUUUUGGGGCAGGCUCUGUUAGUGAUAUUUUGAAACUAUACAGAAUAACCCUUCUCCAGCUCAUCUUCACUAUUUCUAUGAUAUGAAGCUUGUAUUCUUCUCAAAAUCAGUUGAGAGAAUAGGCUUUUGGUUUUAUAUUUAGUUCUUUUUCUUCAAAAUAGGAGAGAGAGUACCUCCAUUCUACUGGUUUGAGUACUGUAAGUACCUUGAUAU
Molecule: messenger RNA, 4710 nt
Organism: Phascolarctos cinereus (koala)
Lineage: Eukaryota; Metazoa; Chordata; Mammalia; Diprotodontia; Phascolarctidae
Gene: RAB11FIP3
Product: RAB11 family interacting protein 3
Biological process (GO): regulation of cytokinesis; endocytic recycling
Cellular component (GO): recycling endosome membrane; midbody; cleavage furrow
Molecular function (GO): calcium ion binding
Source: RefSeq, a predicted model, not a curated record